CAAUUGGACGAGCUCAAAGUCAUAGAAAUCAUUUUCUCGAGAGCGAUCAGCGUUGCAGCAGCAAUUGCAACGAGAGCCCACGACCGUGCCUACGUUAAGACCUUUGCAAGAGGUUGCAGCAUUUGAUGUGAACAAUCGUGCCUCUGGACGACUGCAAGUGAUUCAAGCACAAGAUCACUCUUCCUCAUUGAGAUUUUUGUGAAAAUGGUCGUACAUUCAAUGUCCCUCGUGUACCCCGCGCCGCAAUUGUUCCGACGGUGGCAGACGGACAUGGAAUUGUUCAUCCGAGCAUCGCGUGUAGCCGGAGUUAGGGCACCUCCUGCUUUCCUCCGUCUUUUCGCAAGGAAAAGUUGCAGUUUCACAUCUAAAGCGAAGGCCAGCCGCGGCCCGAAGAUGCUGCGCCAGGACCACUACCUCCGUCUCUUCGUGUUUCUGACGAUUUUUGUUCUCGUAGUCGCGGCCGUGAUCAACACCGACUUGCUCCACGACCACCACUUUGCGCAGCCAGUCUUCGCAAUCGAACAGAAAUCCAUGCAGCAAGCUUCCCUGGUGCAGUCCCAGAAUACCAAACAUCUCCGCACAGAAAGAACAGGACAAGGCACGAGGUCUGCAACAUCAGCAGCGUCGAAUAGUAAAGCGCGAAGUACCAUUUCCUCCGACGCUAGUACAGCAACAUCCGCGUCGAUGUUGGAACAAGACGCUGCAGCUACAGGAACAUCAACCACAGCACAACAAGAUGAAGACGUCACCCAACUUGUCGGCCAAGACCGGCCGGAGGACGAGGAUUCCGGGAAGGAAAUUAUUUCCGGGCAACGGACUUACGAGCGGGAGAACACACCGACUUACGAGCCGAGCAGCAUCCUAUGCAUUGCAAAUGUGUCUGGGUCGGGAAGAGUGGAACUUGUAAUGCUGACUGCGGAUUCUAAAAACAUUUGUGUUGCAUGAGCAGCAAGAGGAGUCAGUUCUUGUUAUGCGCAGAGGGCAUUUCUCAUGCGUCAGUAGCAUCGAGAAGCUCUCAAAAAAUCAGUGAUGCCAGCAUCAGCAUCACAGACCUCACGGGUCAUGCAAAAUGUGCAUGACAAGCCCCGACUCUUCCAGACCCAGACAUAUUUGCAUUGGAUACAUCCGGCCGCCGAUUGAUUACGACCGGUUCCACAGCUACGGGCAACAGGUGUACAUCCCCGAUGGGACUGCGAGUGAAGAGGAAGUCGCGAACCACCAACUGCGACACAAACGAAUGCUGUUUCAGCUGCAGAUGGCGGAGCAGCUCGGGAUGAAGGAGGAGGAUAUGAACAGCACAGGUGAUCGAAACAACACGGACAGGAAAAAGUUCAAACUACCGUCAGUUGGCAACGUCGACGCGAGACAGACGCAGCGGAAACCCUACAAUCUGGCGAAAGCGAGUUUGCCGUGGUCGGGCUACAUCAAAUUCUCCGACGUGCAGACUGGGCAGCAACAGUAUAAAUGAGAUUUAAAAACUUAUCAUGCUGUACACACACGACACAAAAGUGGAAGCAGCUUGCCUUGCAUGAUUUCACGCAUGACAAAGACCUUUUCAAGUUACUGAUCAACCCAAAAACCAAAUCAAAUCCCACAGCGACCUUUGCCUCGGCUACGUGGAGGACGCGAAUAUUUAUCUCGGUGCGAAGCAAGCCCAAUCCCAACUCGGAGAUUUUGACGAGGUAAACAUCCUGACCUGGGGGUCCUGCCCGACCGCGAAAUGGAGUUUGAUCCCCCAGAUGUUCCCGACCUACGACGGAAGAUAUUUGUUCAACAUCGAGUGGAACCACACUGGGCUCUUCCUAGCCUCGUCCCGCUGCGAGCCGCCGGUCGGGUCCAACUUGUUAUCCCUCGCGGCCUAUUUGACGAACGAAACCAUCGGAGCGGGCAAGAAUAUUGCGUCGCUGAUGGGCGAUAGUGAUACUAGUGCGGAGCAGAAUGCUGGUGCGUCGAAUUCAACCACAGACGGAGGUUCUUCUGCGUCCUCUAGUGCAGGAGCCGCGUCUUUGUCCGUGGAAGAGCAGCAACAACUGGCGAAGAAACUACUCCACUCCUGCUUCCAGUCUUUCCCGAAGGGUACGUAUCCGAUCUUACUUUCGCGAACCUCGCCCACUUUGUUCCAGCUAAAGUGGGACGGUACCUCUUUCCACCCGCGGAUGUUCGAACUGCAGACGGCGUAUGAGGAAGUCCCGGAUCCGGAUAAAAGCAAUGUGAAUGUGCACCUCGCACUGGACGAAACCAACCGGAUGGUGCGGCACCGGUCGCAAACCGGGGGGACAGAACAGUUGAAGGUGGCGUUGUUUCCGCCGAUCUACUGCGAGUGGGCGAAUGACACGCUGUGCACCUACGAGGAGGUCAACGACUGGCAGUACGAGAAAAAGUUUGCGAAGAAGGGUUUGUUGGUGCUACUGACGAAUCAAGUGAAGGAGUAUGGUAUAAACUAAAGUUGUUGCGUUUUUCUUUUUCAUAAUUAACUUUUUUGAAAAAGUUUAAUGCAGUGAUAAAUACGGGAGUUACGCAUCGUCCAGCUUCUGCAGCUUUCAUGCACAGAUGCAUGUUUUUCUUCCGAGAGAUGUUGUAGCCUCGUUGUGAUUAACACUUUCAUAUGUAGUCAGUGCAUGCGAUCAAAGAAGUGACUCCCCUCUACCACCCUAGUUUGACAUUCGCAUAGCAUUUUACUCGAGAGAAAUUUCAUUUGAUGAUUGAGAAAAAAAACUCCAAAUCAGUAUCCAUCGUGUUGUUCCACCCUUACUCCUACCUCUUCACGUUUUUCUACGCCAUUGUGCUCGUCGCGUUGUAUUUCUGUUGCAAGGGCGCAAGAUUCCUCGUGAACCGGCACUACGCCCCGGGGGCGGUGAAUCCAAAAUCCGGCGGCACGGUGGCGCAGUUGGCGCACGAAAGGUACCAACUACAACUCUCGGACAUGGCUUUCGGCGUCCGCGCACACCCCCUGGACACACCGAGUACCAGCCGGUUUACGCAUAGGAACAACGAGAAAGCGAUCGAGGACCAAGAAGCGUUAGACGCGGCGCUCCCCGCGCCAGACCGCAGUACGAGAUCAAUCGGCGGGAACGUCGCGAGGGUGGGGUCGGUCACGGUGACGGGAUCAACAUCUUCCGCGAAUGAACAGGAUAAUGCAAAUGAGCAAAGCAGGAAUAGCGGUACUAGUCGAGCAAGUCGGAGAAGUUCAAAAAGUAAGAGGAAUUUUGCUGAACUAAAUCUAGAAGAAACAGCGGCGUUGUUAGGCGAGGACGACGCCAGCCCAGAAAGAAAUUCAGUGUCGAGGAAGGGAAAGGGGAAGGGCAAGAAAGGAACGUGAACGAAGAGGAAAACUUGAAAACUUCUUUCGCGUGCCUGUAAGAUGAUGAAACAAAUUUAUUAAAAUGAUCGUGUUUCGAAUUAUGCAGGGGCAAGAAACCGUAUGGUCAGUAAAGUUUCCAAGAAGAAGAAUUAUAUAUUUGGUACUUUUUUAGUACAACUCUUCCACGAACACUUCACAGUUUGUCUCAAGCUCUAUCACGAGCUACACUCAUCUGACUUGUUCCAGAAGGAAAGGCAGCGAUCUUCUUCCCUCUCCUUGGGUUUUUAGACACAAUCGUGGUAAGUAUGCAC
Messenger RNA from Amoebophrya sp. A120, 3612 nucleotides. NCBI's taxonomy places the organism in Eukaryota, Dinophyceae, Syndiniales, Amoebophryaceae. The record is from the annotation of a GenBank genome assembly.